AUGAUGGUUUCAUCAUCACACUCUCUCAGAAGAGUACCAUCACUGGUGUUCUUACUCUUCUGCUUUCUUCUGAUGGUAUCAUUGUUUGACGAAACUUUCGCCGCGAUGCGUAUAAAUGAGAUCGCGGAUAAAGGGAGCGACAACACCUGCGAAGGGGAAGAUUGGAUUGAAUUGUUUAACGAUUCGACCGACGACGUGGAUCUCGAAGGAUACAUUCUGCACGACGACGACUAUCCGAAGGAAGUGGGAACGGAAUUGACGUUCGGUGCGGGAACGUCUCUAUCUGGAGGCGCGUAUUUAGUUCUGUGCUGCAACGAUAACGAUGGCAUUAACAACCCCAAGUUUAAGGUUGGCAAAAGCGACACGGUGACGUUAUUGGACUCGAGUAAGAACGUGGUUUCUACUUCGGGAAAAUUACCGGGUUUGGGCGAGGAAAAUGUAACGUACGCGUUCAGUGCUCUAGGCGAGUACGUGCAAACUUGGACACCAACUCCGGGGGAGUUGAACGUGAUCACGUCGAAACCGUUAAAGGAUUUACGAGCGCAAAAUGACGAGGGAUCUUCUUUUUUUAGCAUGGAUGAAAAAGGUUUACCUGUAUCUGGCUUUGAUGCGGUCGUCGAUCUGUAUGCAGAGGUUGACGCGGGUGAUUGGGCAAUCCUGAGAUUGAAUCCAUAUGCCGAAACGUACAUUGAUGUGCAAACAUUCAAAGUGAAGAGCUCAACAAUUGGCGAACACAUUCUUCCGAGUCCAGGAAGAAUGAGAACUCGAGGCCAGAGCACACUUUUUUAUCCAGUAUGCAUGGGAAGCGAAGCAGUACCGUUUAAAUUAGAUUUUGCGUCCGUGAAUUCGAGUCAAACUCUAUAUGGUGUGGAGAGUGCAUAUCUUCGGACGCAUCUGAGUGAUGAAUCAAAAAUGAAAGAGUGGGUGGUUCAUCGAAUGCUAGCCAACUUUGGUCUACCUCACGUGCGCACGCGUCACGUACGUUUUCAUGUAAACGACGAUCUUCUUGGGUUUUACACUUUCAUGGAAGCCGUUGAUCAAGAAUAUGUGAGCGCGAGGUCAUUCGGAUUUAACUCAUUUGAUCAACACAAUAAUGCUCUUUACAAAGUAAAGUCAUUGUCUCUCGGUUGUGGAAACGAAGAAGAAUAUCAAAAAGAGAGAGUUGAAGGAUUUCCGGAAAAAUGUACAUCACCUGACGGGAUGGGUGGAUUCGAUUGUUGUGCUUCUUAUGCGUGGGGUGAGCCUAAAACAUGCGCUCCUGGGUACAUCGUUAAGGAACAACCUUCGCGAAGUGAUUGGGGUAUUGAGAAUUGCUGGUAUACAUGUUUGAGCAAUUCCGAGGACGAAGUAACAUCAGGAGGGCCGUACCAAUUCGAGAGAGGAGAACAUCGUGAAAAAAUAACCCCGAGAUAUCAAGAAGACUGGUGUUGGGCGGAAUUUUUUGGUAGAAUUGGCAAGGAAAGAUUGAGUGUCGUGCAAGCAUUCUAUGAGACGGGAUACGACACUGCGGAUGAUUGCGGAAAAUUUUUAUUAUCUCAAGGUCUCGUUGAUCGUGAUCUGGGAACAAACGAAUGGGAUUCUGCGAUGGAGAAAUUCAUCAAUUCGCACCUCUCCGUUAAGGGCGCGUGCCAGAACAAACAGUGCUCUAAUAAAAGGCAAAUCUCUGAUCUUAUUGACGUCGAUAAUUGGUUGAAAAAUUUUGCUGUUUAUGCCACUAUCAUUGAACAAGACUCACCCAUGGGUAACGGGAACAAUUACUUUUUAGCGGCGCACGCGGGAGAUGGUGGGACUGAUACUCCAAAAUGGAAAAUGAUACCUUACGAUCACAACAACGAUGUGUAUGCAGCAUCAACAUUGUGUGAUGCGCAGUGUGGGAAUAAAGACUUAACAGAAUGGUCAGUGAUUCGUCCUACGUGUAAGCACUUAAGUGAAAAUCCAUUAGUCGGGCCUUUGCUUCUCGAUGAAAGUUUACACGAAAGAUACUUGGUGUUCGUAAAGCAGUUUGUAGAGGAAACUUUCUCAAAUUCAACUUUCUUAGAACACAUGAAAUUGCAUUCCAAAGAAAUUGAGGCCACUGCAAACGAGUCACCGGACAGUGUAAUAUAUGGCAAUAUCGAUAACAGUAACAUUUGGGAUUGGAUAUCUACUCGAGGAGAAAAAGUAUCGUUGCAGCUCGCUCGGUGGUAUGAAAAGAGUGACAAUUCAGCAUUUCCAAUCGACUCGUCCGUACCGUGCGUCACAUCGGAUGAAGAAUUCUGCUCUUCUUCUUUAUGCACAAGUCCAAACGGAUUGGGUGGAUACGAUUGUUGGGCGGGAACAUUUUUUGAACCGUGCACGUGCAGCGCAGGAGUAGCAAAGGAAACAGGUGAAAGCACGGAAUAUUUAGGUCAGACCUAUUAUUCGUACACGUGCUGCACCGACGGAUCUGGAACUGGCCAGCAAUGUGGAUUGUUCUCGUCUGGAAUUAAAUCCAAUGGUCUUCUUGGUAUACUUUUUGCAGGAGUGGUCGCCUUCGCGCUCGUCUGA
This is a messenger RNA of Bathycoccus prasinos, 2526 nucleotides long. RefSeq lists its product with no specific name. The record is from RefSeq and is a predicted model, not a curated record. Lineage: Eukaryota; Viridiplantae; Chlorophyta; Mamiellophyceae; Mamiellales; Bathycoccaceae. Bases 1 to 2526 code for a protein of 841 amino acids. The transcript has a single exon.